This is a messenger RNA of Phialemonium atrogriseum, 765 nucleotides long. Its product is annotated as SnoaL-like domain-containing protein. NCBI's taxonomy places the organism in Eukaryota, Fungi, Ascomycota, Sordariomycetes, Cephalothecales, Cephalothecaceae. The coding region runs from base 1 to 765 and encodes 254 amino acids. The record is from RefSeq and is a predicted model, not a curated record. The transcript is spliced from 3 exons.
AUGGCCACUGAGAUUCUUGCCAAGAGGGUUGAGACCUUGGAAGCUGCGCUUGAAAAGCUCUCAGCGGAAUCGGAGGUGCGAAAAUUACAGAACAUAUACGGAUAUUACCUGGACAAAUGCUUGUAUAAAGAGGUGACAGAUCUCUUCUCAAACCAUCCCGAUGCCUACGUGCAGUUCUUGAACGGGCGCUUCCGAGGCAAGGAAUCGAUCCGUCGACUCUACAUUGGGCGUUGGUCGAAUUAUUUCGUCGGCGGACGAAACGGCCCAAUCGAGGGCUGGCUUCUCGACCAUCUCAUCGCGCAGGACGUUGUAGAUUUCCAGCCCGGCACAAACAUUGUCAAAUAUCGCGGUCGAACCCUGAUGAGUGCCGGCACCCACAAGAGCCUGCCCGCCGAGUACCCCGGUGGCCAUCGUCAAUGGUGGGAAGGAGGCGUCUACGAGAACGAGUUCAUCAAGGAGGACGGCGUCUGGAAGAUCUUCCGGCUUCGGUAUUAUCCGUUCUGGCACGGCAAUUUCGAGGAGGGUUGGAAGCACGCACAGGAGUUUGUGCCUCUGUUCGAAGAGGUCUACCCGGCGAAUCAGGGGGGGCCCGAUGAGCUAUGCGAGGGGGAGAUGCUGUGGCCGGACACGAGGGUGGUGCCUUUCCACUACCCGCAUCCUGUUACUGGGGAGCAUGUGGCGGAGGAGGACAUGCAGGCACCGAAGUGGCGCCAGCCGGCGAGCACUGCACUGCCGGCAAGGACCAUUACUGACUGGUCCGUUUGA